AUGGUUGUUGUAGUCAAGACAGUCUUAUUUUUCCAACUAUGUGUUAUUUUUGCUCUCACUGCUGUUUCACUGGCUUCUCCAGAAGAUCCAGAAUGUGGGCUGAACUUCACUUCAUCUCCAUACAAACCAAGCGGCGAAUGCCUUGCAGCUGAUCAUGAUGAGACCAUCCAUAUAUGGGACAGUUUCCCCAGCACAAGAUGUUGCCAAAAUGCCCUCAACUUCUUCUCACACGCAUUGGCCAAACACGCAAUUACUCAGCCCCAAGGAAGCCUCUUCCUCCCGGGAGUUCAAUGGGCACACUGCGCGUCAGGACCCUUUAAGCCCCAGCCCUCCGUUUCCAUCAAUAAAUGUGGACUUGCUUCCCUCUAUCAAGGAAGCACCCAUUGUUCUAGCCUUUCUUUGACAAAUAUUACGCAGGAAUAUCAGAAUUUUAAGGAUGUCAGGGACAAGUGUACUUCAGGUUUUAGUUCCACGUUCGAUGAUGCUUGCAGGGAUUGUACCAGUGCAAUUAAAUCUGCAAGAGAUCAUUUCCUGGAUCAGUUUUAUGCCAAAGAUAAUGAAACUGAGAGAGCUACUUGUGUUGUGGCUGUUGUUAUAUCAGUUGCAACCACUAAACUAAAUGAUCCCUCUUCAAUGGAUGAUUUCUUCAGCUGCUUGCCAGCAUUAAAUACUUUUGAAAAGUCAAGUGAAGAUUACAUUAAAAUCAAGCAAUGCACAGGUUCUUUAGCGGAAGCAUUGCUAGCAAUAAUUUUAGCAACAUUUGGGAUGAUGAUGGUGAUCUUGCUUGUUAAGUAUGUAACAAGAAACGCUAGGGCUGGACGAAAGCUUCUUCGUUUGAAGCCAAAGGAGCUUGCUUCUAAUUGCCCAGGUCUAUAUAGUUUCUCAAAAGCUGAGAUUGAAAACGCGAUCAAUUUUGGGGAGGAGAAGAAAUUUCUGGGACGCGGUAGUGCAGGGAAAGUGUUCAAAGGGAUUCUUCCGAGUGGACAAGUAGUUGCUAUCAAGCAAAUUUAUAGAAGUAAUACGUCCGAUUCUUUCACCAGAGAACUAGAGAAUCUUUCCAGAGUCAGACAUCCUAAUCUUGUUUGCCUCUUUGGGUGUUGCAUUGAGGAUGGUGAGCAAUAUUUAGUCUAUGAGUAUUGCUCUGCUGGAAAUCUAGCUCAACAUCUUUUGAGGAAAGACAGGGUCCUAAGUUGGGAACAAAGGGUAAGAAUCUUAAGAGAUUGUGCACUUGCGUUGAGGUAUCUCCAUACCUACAUAGAUGGCUACAUUGUUCACAGAGAUAUUAAGCUUACAAAUAUCCUUUUAACAGAGGAAUUGGGAGCAAAGCUAUCAGAUUUUGGGCUGGCAAAGAUGUUGGGAAUGGAAGAGAGCAAAGUGUUUACAGAUGUAAGAGGGACAAUAGGUUAUAUGGAUCCUGAAUAUAUGAGUAAUGCAAAGUUGACCUGUGCAAGUGACGUUUAUAGCUUUGGCAUAGUAGCUUUACAAGUUCUUUCUGGCCAGAAGGUCAUUGAACUUGAUUUGGAUGCCAGAGACCAACUAACAAGAAAGGCGAAGGAUGUGAGCAUGCAUAAACGGCCCCUAAAAGACUUUGAGGACCCGCGGCUAAAAGGUGAAAUAAACAGUGAGGAUUUCGAGUCCAUACUUCAAAUAGCAGUGCUUUGUGUCGCCAAAUCAAGCAAAGGUCGUCCAACUAUCGAUGUUGUCUUCGAGGAGGUGGACAAAGUCUUGAAAAACACAUUGUCCAACAAGAAAGCCGCGGAUCAAAGUGCAUUAGCUGCAGUGAGGAAAUCCCAUUCAGUUGGUGUCCUCCCUGUCUGA
Molecule: messenger RNA, 1818 nt
Organism: Lycium barbarum (goji berry)
Lineage: Eukaryota; Viridiplantae; Streptophyta; Magnoliopsida; Solanales; Solanaceae
Product: wall-associated receptor kinase-like 20
Exons: 8
Coding region: 1-1818 (605 amino acids)
Biological process (GO): protein phosphorylation
Molecular function (GO): ATP binding; protein kinase activity
Source: RefSeq, a predicted model, not a curated record